UAUGAAUUACAAAAUGCUCAAAGGCUUCCUCUCAUUCAUUUCCCUCAUCGCCGCCGUGGCCUCCUCAACCCACGUUCCCAGAAAGGCUUAUGUUGUGUAUAUGGGAGCAUUGCCAAAGGUUCAGAGCCAUGGAGUUCUUGAACAAUAUCAUCACAGCCUUCUUGCUAAUGCAGUCGGAGAUGAGGAAUUGGCGAGAAAAUCCAAGAUUUAUAGCUAUGGAAGGAGCUUCAAUGGCUUUGCUGCAAAGCUCUUACCCCAUGAAGCCCAGAAACUAGCAAAGGAAAAAGGCGUAGUAUCUGUAUUUCAGAGCACUACAAGGAAGUUGCACACGACAAGAUCAUGGGAUUUUUUGGGGCUGUCGGUGGCUGCCAGCCACCGGAACGCGGCCGCAGAGUCGGACAUGAUUGUCGGAUUGUUGGACUCCGGGAUUUGGAUGGGGAGUCCCAGCUUCAAGGACGAUGGCUAUGGCGAAAUUCCUUCAAAGUGGAAAGGCCACUGUGUCACUGGCCAUAACUUUACCGGCUGCAACAGGAAAGUGAUCGGCGCCCGGUUCUUCAACCUGCAGGAAAUAGACGCCACAAUCAACCAAAGCCCCACGGACGAGGUGGGCCACGGCUCCCACACCUCCUCCACCGUUGCGGGAGCCACCGUAGACGGCGCCAGCCUCUACGGCAUCGCCGGAGGCACCGCGCGGGGCGGCGUCCCGGCAGCGAGAAUCGCCAUGUACAAAGUAUGCUGGAACGUAGGGUGCACGGACGCGGACCUGCUGGCCGGAUUCGACCACGCAAUCGCCGACGGAGUGGACAUAAUAUCGGUGUCGAUCGGUGGCGGGUUGCGGGAAUUUUUCGAGGAUCCAAUCGCAAUUGGGUCGUUUCAUGCAAUGGCAAAAGGGAUAUUGACGAGCUGCUCCGCCGGAAACAACGGGCCGGGGUUGACAACGGUGGAGAAUUCGGCGCCGUGGAUUAUGACGGUGGCGGCUUCCACCAUUGAUAGAGAUUUCAGUACCGUUGUGAAGCUGGGAAACAAUAAGAAAUUCCAGGGAAUAUCACUCAAUACAUUUUCAACCAAGAAGAAGAUGUCCCCUCUCAUCAGCGGAGGAAGGGCAGCGUUACCCAAUCAUCCGAAUGCAAGGUGGUGUGAUGGUGGGAGUCUUGAUAAGGGUAAAGUGAAAGGGAAAAUAUUGUAUUGUUUGGGAUCUUUAGAUCAAGAAUACACAAUCUCGGAGCUUGGUGGUGUCGGAGUUAUAGCCAAUCUUAUGAACAAUACGGAGGUUCUUGCCGUCACUCCAAUUCCUGCUACUCAUCUUUCCUCUCAAGAUUCUGACAUUGUUGAAACCUAUAUCAACUCCACCCAGAAGCCUAAGGCAGUGAUAAUGAAGACAACCACUACCAAGACAGAGGCUCCUUUCUUGGCCUAUUUUUCUUCAAGAGGUCCUCAGUUCAUAGCCCGUGAUAUCCUCAAGCCGGAUGUUGCAGCACCAGGGAUGAACAUAUUGGCCGCGAACACAAAACUGGCUACAAUUCCGACCGGCAAACAUUCCACUUUCGACAUUAUGUCUGGAACUUCAAUGGCAUGUCCUCAUGUCGCCGCCGCCGCCGCCUAUCUCAAAACCUUCCACCCCACUUGGUCCCCCGCCGCCAUCAAGUCCGCCCUCAUGACCACCGCGACGCCAUUGAAGAUAGGAGAAAGCCAAGACGAGCUGGGUGCCGGUGCCGGCCAAAUAAAUCCGACGAAAGCCGUCAAUCCAGGCCUGAUUUUCGACCUCUCUCGCACCUCUUACAUCUCUUUCCUCUGCAACAAAAAUCACUACGCCGGCACCGCCCUCGCCAUCCUCACCGGCGACUCCUCUUUCAACUGCUCCGCCGUCACGCCGAACACCGGCUCCGACGGCCUCAACUACCCUUCAAUGUACGUCCCAAUCGACCUCCAGGCUACCGCCGUCUCCGCCGUCUUCCACCGGAUUGUCACCCACGUUGGCUCCGGGCCGUCCACAUACAAGGCUAAGGUAAAAUCGCCGAUGGGUCUGUCUGUACGAGUGUUGCCGGAGGCCUUGAAGUUCAAACGGGCGAACGAAACGCGGUCGUUUAAGGUCAUGGUAAAAGGGGCGGUGGCGGCGGAAGGGAAUGUUCUUCUGAAGGCUUCGCUUGAGUGGAAUGAUUCCAAGCAUAACGUUAGGAUCCCAAUUUUAGCAUUUAGAAGUUAAUUUCAUUUUAUAUUUGUUAAAUCUUUCCUUAUUUUGUCACGUCACAUUUCCAAGAUCUUAGGUUAAUGUUUUUGUUUUAGUUUGUUA
Molecule: messenger RNA, 2290 nt
Organism: Cucurbita pepo subsp. pepo (vegetable marrow)
Lineage: Eukaryota; Viridiplantae; Streptophyta; Magnoliopsida; Cucurbitales; Cucurbitaceae
Source: RefSeq, a predicted model, not a curated record